GCGCGGCGCCGGGCUCUGGCCGCGUCCCGGCGAGCGAAGGAGAGGAGCAAGGGCGCGGAGGUGAGCGGAGCCCGGCGGGCGCGAGCUGAGGGGCGCGAGCGCAGGCUCCCGCUCCUUUCUCUUCUGCCUCGGCGGCGGCGAGUCCUUUCACCGUGUUUGCAACCUUGCCGCCCGCCCGGUUCACUGGGGCUGCCCGGAGGCCGCGGCCGGGCAGCUGUUGCGCCGAGAGGGGGCAGCUGCGGAGUUCCAUAACCAUAGCAACCGCAUCAGCACCACGGCAGCGGCGGCGGCGAGGGCAGCAUCCUCUCGCUCCUCCUCCAGGCAGCCUUGCUGCGGGGACCCGAGACCCAGCUCGCAGGUGCUCGGACUCGGCGGGCCGCUUACUGCCGCCGCAAGUGUUGGCGGCCGGAGAAGGCGAAAACUGCAGAGCGAGAGCCCCAGGAGCGGUGGCCCAGGAGGCGAGAGAGGGGAGCCCUGCAGUGGGAGACAGGUAAUGAACCAAAAAGAUCAUGUCUGAAGUACAAGGAACGGUUGAGUUUUCUGUAGAGCUACAUAAAUUUUAUAAUGUGGAUCUCUUUCAGAGGGGGUAUUAUCAGAUCCGAGUGACCUUGAAGGUGUCCUCAAGGAUCCCCCACAGACUGAGCGCCUCCAUCGUUGGGCAGACAGACGGCGGCAGCCUGCACUCAGCCUGCGUCCACGAGAGCACCGUGCACAGCCGGGUCUUUCAGAUCCUGUACAGGAAUGAGGAGGUGCCCGUAAAUGAUGCCGUGGUCUUCCGUGCUCACUUGCUCCUAGACGGUGAGAGGGUGGAAGAGGCGCUAAGUGAAGUUGAUUUCCAGCUCAAGGUGGACUUGCACUUCACGGACAGCGAGCAGCAGCUGAGGGACAUGGCUGGAGUGCCUGUGAUCAGCAGCCGUGCGCUCCGGCUGCACUUCCACCCCCGGAGGGGUCUGCACCACCAGGUCCCCGUCAUGUUUGACUAUUUCCACCUGUCUGUGAUCUCGGUGACUGUCCACGCUGCCCUGGUGGCUCUGCAGCAGCCCCUGAUCAGCUUUACUCGUCCAGGAAGAGGCUCCUGGCUGGGUAGAGGCGGCCCAGACACGGGACCAGAACAGUCUAGCCUUUCCCUGGAAAACCUGGUCUUUGGAGCCGGAUACUGCAAGCCGACUUCCUCAGAGGGGAGCUUCUACGUGCCCUCGGAGCACUGCAUGCAGCACGCCUACAAGUGGCACCGGGAGCUGUGCUUCCUGCUCUUGCACGCCUACCGGGGGCUCCGCGCCUACUUCCUGACCAUCAUGAGGGACGUCCCGGAGCUGCCACACAUGGAGCUGGAGUCACUUGCUGUUGAAGAAACCCUCUCCCAGCUGUGCUCAGAGCUGCAGAUGCUGAAUAAUCCAGAGAAGAUAGCUGAGCAGAUAAGCAAGGAUCUCGCCUGGCUGGCCUCCCACCUGAUGGCUCUGUGGACCCAGUUCCUAGACACGGUGACGCUACACUCCCAAGUGACCACUUACCUCACGCAGGAGCAUCACACCUUGAGGGUCCGAAGGUUUUCUGAGGCCUUCUUUUAUAUGGAGCACCAAAAAUUUGCAGUCCUGACCUUUCAGGAAAACCUAAUACAGACCCACAGCCAGCUGUCUCUGGACAUCCGGAACUCGGAGUACCUCACCACCAUGCCCCCGCUGCCCGCAGAGUGCCUGGACAUUGACGGUGACUGGAACACCCUGCCUGUCAUCUUCGAGGACAGAUACGUGGACUGCCCCGCAACAGGGCAUAAUUUGAGUGUUUACCCUAAUUUUGAUGCUCUGGCAACAAGUCCUGCAAUAAUGAAUGUAAAAGACAGAGAGGAGAGCCAUGUGGUAAACCGAACAUCCCCUCUGACGGAAGACCUUGUCUUGCCCACCAUGAAACCACCCCAGAUGGACUCUGAUGAAGAGGUUAUUCGGUGUCCAGAGCCAGAUGAGAAUGCCGCCACCCCAAAACGCCUGGAUAUGUGCUCUGAGUCUCAGGUGUACCUGACAGUCGGUGAAUUCCACAGCAAAGCAGAUCUGCCCAAAGAUGAAAGUUGGAGUGGCCGAAGGCCUGACGUUGGGGUGCGCCCCCUGGCAGACGAGGACCUGCCCAGAAGGAGUCCCAGCCCAGAGGACGGCCAGGCCCCGGCGCUGACCUACAUUGAAGUGACAUCCAGCAAUAAGGAGCCCCGCGGAGCCGAGCCCACGGUGGUCGUCAGUGCUCAGCACGAGAGUGGGUCCUCUCAGGAAAACUAUGAACUGAGCAGAACUGAGUUAAGCAAAGGGGUAGCCGGUGGAAGUCCUCGAAAUGCCAUCUCUUUGGAGAAGACCACACUCCAUGAGUUAAGUGCUCUAGGGAAGGGAGCAGACCAAGGGGGCGGGGUGGCGCUGCUAAGUCUGAGGCUCAUCCCCUCGGAGCCCUGUGACCCACUGAGCUCUUCUUUGAGGGAUCCCUUGGACUUCAGGGCUUCCCCGAAGGACCCUCGCACGGAGGAGCAGGAGGAAGUGUCAGUGCUAUCUGGGGUCAUCAAGAGAUCCUCUUCCCUCAUCUCUGAUUCAGGCAUUGAGAGUGAGCCGAGCUCCGUCGCCUGGUCCGAGGCGCGAAGCAGAGCCCUGGAGUUACCCAGUGACCGGGACGUCUUGCACCAGCUAGUUCGAAGACAUGCCCUCCACAGGAACUCCCUAGAGGGUGGACACACCGAGAGCAACACGAGUUUGCCGAGCGGGAUCCAGGCUUCUCUCACCUCCAUCAGCUCUCUGCCUUUUGAGGAGGAGGAGCGGGAACUGGCGCUCACCAAACUGACCAAGUCGGUGUCUGCGCCCCAGAUCAGUAGCCCAGAGGGGACCAAUGAAGAUGUGGACUCGGUGCAGCAAAGCGGAGGUCUUGCUGAACCUUCAGCUGCGCACACUGAGGGCAUGGAUGCCCCAGGACACUGCCUUCAACUCAGUGGUGGCUCCAGAAUUCAGGACACUGGGGUUGACCACUCCCUUGUGGAGGUAGUUCCAGAUGCUGACAGCCCUCAGGGCCCUGGUUACAUAGAUAUCCCCAAAGGUAACGAGAGUCGGUUUGAUCCUCAAGGACCCUGUUGUCUUGAUGGCAGGACUGAUAACCCUCCAGGUGUUGAAACCAAAGGUCUUAGUUUAAAAAUACCACGCAUCAUAGCACUUGAAAACCCUAGAAACAGACCUUUUCCUAGAGCACCCACGGAGACCCCAAAGGGCACGCCUGAAGACGCUAAUGUGGGAGGAAGAGCUCUUUCUAACAGCAGCAUCUUGGAUGCUGAGAAUCUCACUCACCAUAAGGUGCCUGAAGUGAGCUGUCCAUCAGCUGCCAACACCGUGGACCUGGAUUCAACAGGUGAGCAGAGCAGCUCACCUUGCGUCAUUGAUGGCCCAGUGCUGAGCAGAGGAGCUGACACCUUCCUGGAGGAUGGACCCGAAGAAGGCACCGUGUGCUCCACUGUGACUCACUCCACUCACUCCCAAGUUUUGGGAACCCAAGAGCCAAGGGCAGGCACCUCCAUCAUGGUGUCCCACCUGAGCCCUGCAGAGACCUUCUCUCUGGACAGCCUGAAAGCUGUCGAGGUCGUCAACUUAUCUGUGUCUUGCACUGCCACGUGUCUCCCUUUCUCAUCUGUGCCCAAGGAGACCCCUGCCAGGGCUGGAUUCUCUCCCAAACAGACCCUGUUUCCCAUCACUCAUCAACCUUUGGGCUCCUUUGGAGUUGUUCCUACUCACUCCAGCAAGUUGGAGGAAGAAGUCAGUGAGAGGAUGUUCAGUUUUUAUCAGGCCAAAGAAAAAUUUAAAAAAGAGCUGAAGAUUCAUGGAUUUCUGUACAGUGACUUAUCUGUACUAGCUUCUGAUAUGCCGUAUUUCCCACCAGAGGAAGAGGAAGAAAACUUGGAAGAUGGGAUUCACCUGGUAGUCUGUGUCCAUGGCCUGGAUGGGAACAGUGCAGACCUCCGGCUGGUAAAGACUUUCAUAGAACUGGGGCUUCCGGGAGGAAAACUGGACUUCCUCAUGUCUGAAAAGAAUCAGAUGGACACGUUUGCGGAUUUUGACACCAUGACGGAUCGGUUACUGGAUGAAAUCAUUCAGCACAUUCAGCUGUACAACCUCUCCAUAUCGCGAAUUAGCUUCAUUGGCCAUUCUCUCGGCAACAUCAUCAUCCGAUCGGUCCUCACACGGCCCCGGUUCCGGUAUUACCUCAACAAACUCCACACCUUCCUGUCGCUGUCCGGGCCUCACCUGGGGACCCUGUACAACAACAGCACCCUGGUCAGUACAGGCUUGUGGCUCAUGCAGAAAUUGAAGAAAUCCGGGUCCCUUUUGCAGCUGACCUUCAGGGAUAACACAGAUCUGCGCAAAUGCUUCCUCUACCAACUAAGCCAAAAAACAGGUCUGCAGUAUUUUAAAAACGUCGUGCUGGUUGCUUCUCCCCAAGACCGCUACGUGCCAUUUCACUCAGCCAGGAUCGAAAUGUGUAAAACUGCCCUCAAAGACAGACACACAGGGCCCGUUUAUGCGGAAAUGAUCGACAACCUUCUCCGCCCGCUGGUGGAAGCCAAGGGCUGCACUUUAGUCCGACACAACGUGUUCCACGCCUUGCCCAACACGGCCAACGCCCUGAUUGGCCGAGCCGCUCACAUCGCUGUGCUGGACUCUGAACUCUUCCUCGAGAAAUUCUUCUUGGUGGCGGGACUCAAUUACUUCAAGUAGUGGCUUUGGAGGGGCUCUGCUGGAAACAUUUAAGACCCGUGAGAACUCUGGUUGAGACAUCCUUUUACAGACCUCCGUCAUUCCAGGGUGGCGCUCAGAGAGGGAGGCACUGAGGGCUGGAGGGUGGGGAUAGGACCGGACAGCCGAGGUGCUUUCAUUUGGAGACUGGGGAAAGCUGAACCCACAGUGUAACAGACAACAGACUUUGGCCGAACCUGGCUAGCCACCUGGAGUCUCAUUCAAGAAGCUUUCUAGGAAAAUUUUGGGAAAAAUAAAGAAACAGAAUACUUGGAGUUGGUGAGCCCACCUUCCUUGCCACCACUGGCUCACAGGGAGGUCACUCCCGUUUAACUAGAUUUGUCCAGUCUGUUACCAGUUCAUAGCUUUAUCAUGUUUGAUGCACACAAGCAUUUCAGAACUCAGGUUAACCUCUGUGCAGAAGUGGAACAUAUUUGUGUAAAUAUAAUCCUCAUAGAUUCAAAUGUGCCGCUGGUUCAAGGCAGUGUGUUGCCCACUCUCUCAUUCUCUCCUCAUGUUUUCUCAACGAGGGACAAAGCGAGGCUUUAGAAACUCCAACUUGAUUUUGUAACAGCAGUGGGCGGGGCAAUUUAAGGUAUUGGGGGAGAUACAGGCAGUGCUACCGGUAAAUGCAAGUUUGUUACAAAGAACGUAACUGGAGGGGGACAGGGUAAACUAGCUGCUCCACCUUCUUCCCCAGACUCUUUCUAUGCAUAGCCCUGGUCCACAGGUCGUUUCUGUGAUGGCUUGAAUCUUUGUCUGCAAUAGAGAAGACUGACUGAGCUAAAGCUAGCAGAAGGAGGCACUGAGAUUAAUGCACACAUGUGUGAAGCUCCUGCUGAUAAACUUCCAAAGACAUGCUAUGUUAGCAUUUGACGCACUUGCAAAAAACUAAGACCAUUAUUACCAUGGCCAGCUCUCCUCUCCGUGCAAGGGGAAAGACAUCUCGUUGGAGGAGUGCUGGGUUUCAAACCUCAGGGGAGCUCUCAGAAGGGUGCUGGUUAUCUUGCACUGGAAAUGUCUUCUUGCCUUAGGAAAAUAAAAGGGCUAGGAAAGGUCACCAUUGAUUAAAAACCAAUAGACAAUGGGGACAAACGUGAGAGCAGAGAGUAGAAGCAGUCAGAUCGAGGACUCAGCCCCAGUUGUUAUUGGUCGGUGACUUAAGGGGAAGUUUGGAGUUACCAGGGUGUUUAAUACGGUCCCAAAGGCUGAGUGCACUUUGUGGGCUAAAGGAAGCCUGCAGAAGCAUCAUUAGUCAUACUGCAGGGACACAUGAGCUAGGACCGUAGGGAUAGCUGACCUGGGAGACCUGUCGUCUGGAGGCAAAAGCUCCUGCUGCAAAAUUCCCUCCUGAAAGUAUGGAAACUCGUCUGGGACCAGGUUCCUGGGCCGUAAGAUUGGUGAUGGUCACCAGUGCCGUGGUGAGAAGCCAAGUGAUUCUUGACUCAUCUGAGAAUUUUAGUUUCUCGUAUGUUAAACAGUGUGACUCUGGAAAGCAAAGUAGACCAUGGAAAACAAGUCCAGGCAGACGACUUUGAGGAGAGCAGACUAAGGAAUUUCUUAAGAAAGGAAAAGGUGGGGAGGGAGCUGACAGACAGACUUCCACGCAGCAGACUGCGGGUUUCUGUGUGUCUUCUUGGAACUCUCAGUGAAUCCUAGUCUUGACAUGUGUAGGGUCCGUAAGUCCCCUGGUCACUCUGCCACUGGGCAUUUUUCCAGUUCCUGGUGGGCAUAGCCUGGUUACCUGUGACCCAGGAAGACUUUGAUUCCUGUAGAGCAGCCCAUGAUGUUGUGUUUCCCGGCCCAGACAAGUGCCCACGGACCGUAUGUUUGUAGCAACUUCUGCUUUUUGGCCAGAUGAGGAGCUCUGCCCCUCUGGUGAGCAUUUCAUCUUCGUGUUUCCAGUGCCCAUCAGCAAAGUUUGUCAUUCCCUGGUCAUUUGAAAGACCAUGCAGCCAGCGGUUAUGGAGCCAGGGUGAAUCAAUGACCAUCGUCUUCUCCAAUAACCAGAUGCCAUUUUUAACGUCAAUAUGCUGUCUGGACAUAGAACUAAUGGCAAUAAACGUCCAGUCGCAUGGUGCACCUCUUUUUUACAGGGGUGCUCUGCUGUCUUUGUAAACCCUCUCUGGCCUCUGAGCAUCUAUUAUAAUUGUGUAGAAAGUACAUCUCUAUAUUAUAAAUAAGAGUGUCCAGUGUUGCGUGUCAUGCCUCAUUUGAAAAGGCUUUUUUAUGUCUCUUUCUAUCAAAGUAUAGAUAUAUAAUAUAUAUACACAGAAAAAAUAUAUAUGUAAUGUAAGACAGGGACGUUGUCUAAUUGAUUAUAAAAUUAUAAACAAAAUGCCUGCCAAGAAAAUAGUCUAGUAUGUCUUCGUUCUCAACGUAAAUUUUGUUUUUUUUGUGGUUUUUUUUAAUGAGUUGUUAAGUUUCUCAGAACUAUUUAGAAGUAAAAAUGACUGAUGUUGAGAUGAAUUGGAAUUUGUUGUUCAUGAGCCAAAUAUCCCCAGAGAAGUUGAUGCAAAUCUAAAGUCACGCUGGGGCAAAAUAAAUACCUCCAUGCCAGGUUGAGAACAACCAGAGUGCUAUGCACCUGGGGAGAAGAGGGGGCAAGAACAGACUCUGUUAAUUUCUAGAGUCCGCAGAUAUUUACUGAGCAACUCCCACCUGUGCCAGGUGGGGGCCCAGGGAUAGAAUGCAGAGUCCCUGCCCUCGAAGAACGCAAGGAAGAUCUGGCUGUGUUAUUACCACAUGAUGCAGUGAGGGCUUUGGUGGGGCAUGUGCCGGUGCAAGGUGAUUCUAGAGGUCCGGUCUUCAUUGCCUGGAGGAGGCUGAAAAGGGGGCUUUGAAAGUGAGACUUGAAAAAUGAGAUACUUCCGUUGCACAGUCUGUUACCACCAAGUGCACCUGCUCAUCAAUUCAUUUAUUCAUUCAAUCAUUCAUUCAUUCAACAAAUACGUAAUGGGGGCCUGCUGUGUGCUGGGGGUGUAUUGGUAAGAAUCGGGAGUUUAUAGUUUAGGAAAGGACAGUCAAUGGGAAAUUAGAGCAGGAAGGCCCCAGGGAGGUGGUAGGGAUCUGAUGGGGCUCAUACGGGGGACAGCCAACCUGCACUGGGGAUGUGGGGUGGCGUGUGGUCAAGAAGGGCCUUGUGGGAGACUUGAUGUCCAAACACAGACACAAGGCUGGAGAAGAGUUGGCUGGGGCCCUCAGGGAGGGAACAGAAUGAGUAAAAGGUUUAAGAUGAGAGAGAGAGAGCUGGGAGCCUUGGGUGCGCUGGACAGGCAGAUGGAGAAACGAUUUGGGUACAAGAGUGACAAAGAGGAGGAGUGAGAAGUCAGCUGCCACGCGGGAUUUUCUUCUUAUGUAAGGAGGAAAUCUCCAUGGUUGACACUAGUAGGAAAAUUUCUGCUCGGUAAUGAGGGUCCUGCGGGAGAGGAAGGUCCACCCCCUGCCAUCACUUCGCUCUCCAGAGUUGUUGAAUUGGAAGCAUACCCUUGGGUACUUGCAAAGCCCCAAAUGUAAUUGACACUUUUUCUGCCACGCUGUUCUCUGACUUCAGUGUUUACUUCUGAGCAUUGGUAAUCACAGGGCUGCCGUGUACAGGUGCACAGGUUGUGUAAAAAAGAAGAGUGGUCGUGGCAGUGAACACACAGAAGAAGAAAGCUGUGCUUUCUUACUUCGUUCUUACCAGGUGUCCGUCCCAACAUCCUUAGGAAGAGUGGAUGGUGUUCUUUAAUAAGCCAAGCACCAUGUCCUGGCGUCUGGAUCAACUUGAUCAACUUUUUUCCCCUGAUUUUUUUCUCAUUUAAUUUUUCUUUCAUUGUUUUAUUGAAAAUCUAUUUUAUGUUGGGUGUUGUAUGAGGCUGUAGAGGUAUUAAGAUACAUCGUAUAGUCCUAAACACUGAAAGGGUCCGGAGCAACGACACAAUGUAGUGUUUUAUUCUUAGCCGUGAGUUUUUAAAUUAAAACCGUGGAAUCUCAGAGUUGGAAGAGAAACAAUGGGUCGUUUAAUCCAGACUCUGUCUGAUCUUUAGCGUCCUGAGCUGUGCUCUUCCAACCUCCACUGACCCCAGGGGUCUUCAUCCAAGUGUGACAAAGUGAGAGUGGUGACAUUACUGACAAUAAUACAUGCAUGCGUGCUUUUUUUUUUUUAGAUGAAGAGCUGUCCCCAUGAAGACUUUUCUAUGCAUUCAGGGUGCCUUCUGAAGUCUUUCUGAGUCCCUUCCUCUUUUACCUUUUUUUUUUAAAGCUUUAUUUUCCAUGAUAUCUCUUUAUCGUUACACAUCAUACCAGAGAUACCCCAAUAGAAAGCUCUGUGGAACAUCUAGAAAAGCUGGACUCUUCCCAGAGACUCUUCUCAUGUUGACUGGUAGCAACGCACCUCCGUACUCAGUGGGCCAAGUUCUGCAAACCGGUUUUAAUUUUAGGGAAAAGUGACCCAGUCACACAAAGGGAUGUCCUCACCAUAGAGAGCGGGGCUGCUAGACCAGAUGUAAACGUAAGGACGUGCGGGUUUGUAUCUAAACCAGGCUAUUUCCCUACAGCUGAUCUUUUCACAACCAGAUUGUCAAGUGGAGAACGUCUGUGGCUUCAUUUCAUAGAUGUGGCUAUGAUUGUAUGACUGUAAGACCCAAUCCUCAAACCCAAAACUUCAUGACUCAACACAGAUUUCAGAGAUUUUUAGAGGUAAGACACAUGUGGGCUCUCAUUUACCUUUUUAGAAACCUUUUUAUUGAAGUACAAUGUUGUGUCAAUUUCUGGUGCACAGCAUAAUGCUUCAGUCAUGUGUAUGCAUACAUACUUUCCUUUUCAUAUUCUUUUUCAUCAUAAGUUACAACAAGAUAUUAUAUAU
Molecule: messenger RNA, 9591 nt
Organism: Camelus dromedarius (Arabian camel)
Lineage: Eukaryota; Metazoa; Chordata; Mammalia; Artiodactyla; Camelidae
Gene: FAM135B
Product: family with sequence similarity 135 member B
Exons: 20
Coding region: 510-4727 (1405 amino acids)
Source: RefSeq, a predicted model, not a curated record